Molecule: messenger RNA, 2044 nt
Organism: Hipposideros armiger (great roundleaf bat)
Lineage: Eukaryota; Metazoa; Chordata; Mammalia; Chiroptera; Hipposideridae
Gene: BFSP1
Product: beaded filament structural protein 1
Exons: 7
Coding region: 1-1890 (629 amino acids)
Biological process (GO): lens fiber cell development
Cellular component (GO): intermediate filament; cytoplasm
Molecular function (GO): structural constituent of eye lens
Source: RefSeq, a predicted model, not a curated record
AUGUACCAGCACGGCUACGUCUUCCAGACCCGCAAGGAGCAGUACGAGCGCGCAGAAGAGGCGCCGGACCGCUCGGCCAAGGGCCGGGCAGCAGCGUCCAGCCUCGCGGCGCUGCAGGGGCUCGGCGAGCGCUUGGCCGCCCACGUCCAGCGUGCCCGCGCGCUCGAGCAGAGCCACGCCGUCCUUCGGCGGCAGCUGGAAGCCUUCCAGCGCCUGGGCGAGCUGGCGGGGCCGGAGGACGCCCUCGCCCGCCACAUAGAGGGUAACAGCCAGCGCGCCAGGGACCUGGCGGCCGAGCGCGCCCGGCUGGAGCGCCAGGGCGCAGAGGCACAGCACGCGCUGGACCAGCUCAGGAGCAAGUAUGAAGAUGAAUGUGAAUGUCAACUGCUGCUAAAAGAAAUGCUUGAGCGGCUUAAUAAGGAAGCUGAUGAAGCUUUACUGCGUAACCUGCACCUUCAGAUCAAAGUCCAGUUUCUGCAGGAUGAUAUCAGUGCAACAAAGGACAGGUACAAAAAGGAGAAACUCCAGACAGAACAGGAGGCAGCCGCCCUGAAACAUCAGCUGGAGGAGGGCCAGGAGGUACUGUCUGUCCUGCAGGCUCAGAGAGCCGAGCUGCAGGCCCAGACAGCGACCCUGGAGCAAGCUAUUAAAGAUGCCAAUGAGUGUUACGCUGAUGAGAUUCAGCUCUAUAUUGAACAGAUUGAAGCCCUGCGGAAGGAGAUUGAAGAGACUGAGAGAAGCCUGGAGAAGUCUUCCUAUGAUUGCCGGCACCUGGUGGUCGCCCAGCACACUCUAAAGAAUGAACUGGACCGGUAUCAUCGGAUCAUUGAUAAUGAAGGCAACAGGCUGAGCUCCGCCUUGAUUGAACAUCCUGUCACUCUGUUCACCUCAUGCCAUGUAGCUUCUUUCAGCCCUCGACCCAGCAGGAAAGAUCUCUCCAGGGCUCUGCAGGAUAUAACAACAGCAAAACCAAGACAAAAAGACCUCCCUAAGAAUGUUCCAAGGAAAAGGGAGAUUAUAGCUAAAGACAAAGCAGAUGAAAGUGUGGAAGAUGCACCACCGAAAGGUCUAGAAGACACAAAGCCGAUGCAGGUGGUAGUUAAAGAGGAAGGUGAAUUUAAGUUUGAAUCGGGGGAUGAAGAAGCAAGUCCCCCUACCCCAGAAGUGGCUCCAGACGAUGUUCCAGAUGGAGGGCAGAUAAGCAAAGCCUUUGAGAAACUCUGCAAGACAGUCAAGGAGAGAGUGAGAAGCCCCAAGCCUGAGCCGCCCUCUGACCUCUACACCAAAGGGCGGUACGUGCUUGUCUCGGGGGAUGCCAGUUAUGUGGACCCCGAGUUUUGUUCCUUGUCCAUCCCGGCUAGGGGAAGAGUGGUUGUUUCCAUUGAGGAUGACUCUCUGCAUCAUGACAGCUCUGUGGAGCCCUCUCCUGAGCAGCCCCAGCCCCGUCUGGAGAAUGCCCAGGGGGGUCUACAGGGGAGAGAAGAUGGAUACCCACCCAACCAGCAUACUGCAAACAAGGAGAAUGAGAUAAACACCGAAGAACCAAAAGGUCCCGGGGAGAAGCACAAUGGCCAGGAGGAUGAAGGGCCCAGGAGACCUUGUCUUGUGGUCACACCUGGUCCAAAGGGACCGUCUGCGCCCCCACCUGAAAAGCCUGGGGCCAAUCAGGGUGGGUCUGAGGGGCAGGGGCCUAGAAAUGGCAGCCUACAAGAGAGAAGCCCUCCCAGGACUCUGGCAUAUGAGAAGGUGGAAGUGAUGGAAUCCAUUGAGAAGUUUUCAACUGAGAGCAUCCAGAUGUAUGAAGAAACUGCUGUAAUCGUGGAGACCAUGAUUGGAAAGACAAAGGCAAACAAGAAGAAACAGGGAGAGAAGCAUUCUCAAAAUGCCUAGGCUCCAUGGGAGAAAUGUUUCUGGGCCAUUGUAGGGGACAUGCUUUGUUGUAGAACAAAUGAUAAAGAGUGAGGGUUCCUGUUUGGAGUAGAUUAUAGUUGGCCCAUCUGGCAUUGCUAAUGAGGCCUUAAUUAAAAACUUUUCUUUGCCUGCA